Parastagonospora nodorum SN15 is the source of this 1230-nucleotide messenger RNA. RefSeq lists its product as hypothetical. Bases 1 to 1230 code for a protein of 409 amino acids. Gene Ontology annotation, cellular component: nucleus; transcription factor TFIIK complex; cytoplasm. The record is from RefSeq and is a predicted model, not a curated record. Gene Ontology annotation, biological process: positive regulation of transcription by RNA polymerase II; protein phosphorylation. NCBI's taxonomy places the organism in Eukaryota, Fungi, Ascomycota, Dothideomycetes, Pleosporales, Phaeosphaeriaceae. Gene Ontology annotation, molecular function: ATP binding; cyclin-dependent protein serine/threonine kinase activity; RNA polymerase II CTD heptapeptide repeat kinase activity. The transcript has 2 exons.
AUGGCUGCCUCUCCAAUGGCUCUCAGCCCGAGGCCAAACCCUCCAGGCUCGAAAGUUGCGCCAACUGCUGUCAAAAAUAAAGCACUCGCGAUCCUCAACUCCAACAACAAAACUGCGCGAUCACCUGCGGCAUCGGCAUCGAAUACUGGCAUUUCAGCGACUACAGCCAGUGACGGAAACCUGGACCUUGCAGAACAGAUGAACGAGAAUAUACGCGAACAAUUCGUCAGCGGAGCCAGGCUUGGAGAAGGAACAUACGCCAUAGUAUACGCCGGUCACUACAGAAACGACCCAAGCGCGCUCGUCGCCAUAAAGAAGAUCAAAUUCAACGCCGAAUUCAAAGACGGCAUAGCAAUGGACGCAAUCCGCGAACUCAAAUUCCUCAACGAACUCUCCCACCCCAACAUCAUCAAGCUGCAUGCCGUCUACUCGACCAAAGACCAGAACAUCUCCCUCGUCCUCGAACACCUGCCCCUCGGUGACAUCGAAGGCCUCUGGCGCAAUCCUGAAAUCACAUAUACGGGCGCAGACAUCAAGGCGUGGGCAAACAUGCUCUGUCAAGCCGUCUGGUUCUGCCACGAAAACUACAUCCUACACCGUGAUAUCAAGGGCAACAAUUUACUCAUCGCCGCCGACGGCACCGUCAAACUCGCCGAUUUUGGUCUCGCGCGCUCCUUCGCCGAGCCGGGUCGCCACAUGUCGUCCAACGUAAUCACGCGCUUCUACCGGCCGCCCGAACUCUUCUACGGCGCGCAGCACUACGGCGGCGCCGUCGACAUGUGGAGUGUAGGCUGCGUGAUCGCAGAGCUCACAAUUCGCAACUUCUUCCUCGCGGGCGACACGGACAUCGGGCAGCUCGCGACUAUAUGCGACCACUUCGGCACGCCCACGGAAGAUACAUGGCCGGGCGUUACGUCGCUACGCUACUACCUGCCGCCUGGCGAACAAGACGGCAUGGUCAAGAACUCCAAGGCGGGGAAGAUGGGCAAGCCGACGAGUUGGUGGCGCGGCACGUUCCCGUUGCUUGGGGAAGACGGCGUCGAGUUCUUGCGCUCGAGCAUCGGUAUUGGAGCACGACGCCCGCGCCCCACGAAGAAGGAGAAUUUGCCGAGGCAAGGGGGUGGGGAGAAGAAGGUGGCCGAGGAUUUGAAGAGGAAGGGGGGUGAGACGCCGGCGAAUGGGCGCGCGGAUAAGGUGGCGAGGAAGCUGGAUUUUGCGUCCAUGGGCUGA